UGCUGCUGGAUCUCUGGACUGAUGAUCAUCAUCACACCCCUUGGUAUGGGCCUCCAGCUGGAAUUCUGUGACUCCAAUGAUAUUGAUCAUUUUGGCUGUGAUGCAUCUCCUCUCUUUAAGAUUUCAUGCUCAGAUACUUGGUUUAUAGAACAGAUGGUUAUAAUCUGCGCAGUGUUGAUAUUCAUUAUUACACUGAUAGGUGUCAUUCUUUCCUACACAUUUAUCAUCAGGACAAUUCUAAGAUUUCCUUCUGCUUCUCAAAGGAAAAAAGUUUUCUCUACCUGUUCUUCUCACAUAAUUGUUGUUACCAUCACAUAUAGCAGCUGUAUUUUCAUCUACGUCAAGCCGUCAGCCAAAGAAGAAGUGGACAUCAAUAAAGGAGUAUCGGUGCUCACCACAUCUGUUGCCCCUUUGUUGAACCCUUUCAUUUAUACUUUGAGGAACAAGCAAGUGAAACAAGCUUUCAGUGACAUGAUCAAAAAAAUUGCACUUAUUUUACACAAGUAA
This is a messenger RNA of Enhydra lutris kenyoni (northern sea otter), 507 nucleotides long. Its product is annotated as olfactory receptor 6C2-like. The record is from RefSeq and is a predicted model, not a curated record. Gene Ontology annotation, cellular component: membrane. The transcript has a single exon. NCBI's taxonomy places the organism in Eukaryota, Metazoa, Chordata, Mammalia, Carnivora, Mustelidae. The annotation marks the transcript as partial. Gene Ontology annotation, biological process: G protein-coupled receptor signaling pathway. Gene Ontology annotation, molecular function: olfactory receptor activity.